CUGGACUCCACCAAAUGCUCACCAGGCCUCCACAUCCACACACACCCUCACACUGAGAAAGACAGGAGAGAGAGAAAAGAAAGAGGAAAGACGGAGAGCGUGGCUGGUACGUGGUGCAGUGAGGCACAAGCCAUCCAGGGACAAUGACAGACCAACAAGUAACCCCAGAGCAACUGCCAGCAGACAAGGGCCAAGGAGGUGCUGGAGCCACAUAUAAGUUGGCCUUUUUUGAGUAUGAGAACUUCCGUGGAAAAAAAGUGGAGUUGUCUGGAGAGUGUACAGAUGCAUUUGAAAAGACAGAGAGAAUUGGUUCAAUCAUUGUGGAGUCAGGACCAUGGGUGGGGUUUGAGCGUCCAGGUUUUGCAGGAGAGCAGUUUGUGCUGGAGAAAGGAGAGUAUCCUCGGUGGAGCACCUGGACCAACAGCCAGAGUAGCUACAGCCUGAGCUCAUUCAAGCCUCUGAAAGUGGACAGUGAAGAUCAUAAGCUGCACCUGUUUGAGAAUGCAGGCUUUGAGGGUAGAAAGAUGGAGAUUGUUGAUGAAGACGUCCCCAGUCUGUGGGCUCAUGGUUUCCAGGACCGCGUGGCCAGUGUUAAGGCUAUCAAUGGAACGUGGGUGGGAUACAUGUAUCCAGGCUACAGAGGGCGUCAGUAUGUGUUUGAGAAUGGAGAAUUCAAGCACUGGAACGACUGGGGAGCCACUGCACCUCAUAUCCAGUCCGUCCGACGUAUACGAGACAUGCAGUGGCACAAGAGAGGGUGCUAUGUUCCCCCUGCCCCUACACCUACACCUACACCUCCCAACCCCACUCCCGCUCCUACUCCCGCCACCAAUCCUAUCCCUAAACCCGUCCCUAAUCCUACUGCCAACACCAAUUUAGCCCAAACUCAAACCCAACCUUAAAACAGCAACUCCAGCACCUCCUACACCAACUGGGCAGGCUAAAGGCAGUCAGCCAGUCCUCAGUCUCUUCACUACGCCCCGUGUUAGCCUAGAAUAUCUGAACAUGCAAUUUUGGAAAACUGGAGCUGACAAUAAAAUAUGUAAAUCUGUUGGAAAUAAAGGUUUUGGUCCUGA
Larimichthys crocea (large yellow croaker) is the source of this 1076-nucleotide messenger RNA. Its product is annotated as beta-crystallin B3. The transcript has 6 exons. NCBI's taxonomy places the organism in Eukaryota, Metazoa, Chordata, Actinopteri, Sciaenidae. Bases 144 to 902 code for a protein of 252 amino acids. The record is from RefSeq and is a predicted model, not a curated record. Gene Ontology annotation, biological process: lens development in camera-type eye; visual perception. Gene Ontology annotation, molecular function: structural constituent of eye lens.